AGUCCCAGCGAACCCGGCAUGGAGCAUGCUGUCAUCUCCACGUUCGACCUCUUUUCCGUUGGCAUCGGACCCUCAUCUUCUCAUACGGUGGGGCCAAUGCGUGCUGGCAAUAUCUUCAUUGCGGAUCUCGUCCAAGCCAACCUGCUCCACCGUGUCAAUCGGAUGCGCAUCGCAAUAUACGGCAGUCUGGCUCUCACAGGGGAAGGUCAUAUGACACCAUCCGCGCUGUUACUGGGCCUCGAGAGUGCGAACGUCGAGACCGUGGAGACCGAUUAUAUACCGGCACGCUUCAAGCAUAUCAAGUCUGCUAAGAAGCUCUGUCUCGGCCAUGCGCUGCCGGAUGGUCAGUCCAAGGAGGUCGAUUUCAAUUAUGACCGCGACUUCAUCUGGGAAUGGGGAAAGACGCUGCCUAUGCAUAGCAAUGGUAUGCGUCUGACGGUAUUUGACGUUGAGGGUGACGUCUUGGCUACGAACGACAUGUUCAGCAUCGGCGGCGGCUUCGUUGUCAAUGGCGCUCUGUCGAUCAACCCACUGAACGCUGAGAAUGGAGAGGGCGUGCAAGAAGGCCGGCAUCCCGCGGACUUGGCCGAAAACCUGUAUUACAAGGAGAUCAAUCGACUCGAGGCCGAUGGAAGCCGCAAGACCGGAGUUGAGGCCAUCACCGCAGGCUCCAGCGCUCUCACAAUUGCAGGGGAGGUUGGAGCUGGUACAGACAUGACCCAAAGCUCGAAGAAGAUCGACGCCGAAUCAAGUGGAUCUCGUCGUCCCAAAUACCCCUUUCACGACGCGCAAAGCUUGCUUGAUCUUUGUCAUAAGCACAACCUUACCAUCGCCCAGCUGGUCUACGAGAACGAAAAGAGUCUGGGGUACACAGACGAGGAGAUCUACCAAAAGAUCUUCCGCAUCUGGCAAGUGAUGGACGACAGUAUCCUCGAGGCGGUGCAAGCUCCUGUCGACUCUGUUCUACCCGGCUCUUUGAAGCUACAUCGUCGAGCGCCAGCUUUGUAUAGCCGCCUUUCCCGAGGUCUGUACCCGACAUCCGCGCGACAGCCAGGUAAUGCUCAUAAAGAGCCAGCGCCGUCCAAUGAGGCGAAACAGAUCAAAGACAACGCAAGCGCGACGACAACACAACAGUCUGCCGUUCUGGUACGAAAGCAGAUUCAUCGCGCCCCAGCGCUUGUUCAUGGCGCCGUCCAACAUCCUAUCGCUCCGUCUCCUCCUCGACGUACCACCUUCCCAGCCAUGGAUCACCUGACAGUAUAUGCCAUGGCUGUGAACGAAACCAAUGCUGCCGGUGGCCGCGUCGUCACAGCACCUACAAAUGGCGCCGCCGGAAUCAUCCCUGCGGUGCUGAAGUACAUCCUCGAGUUCAUGAGCGAAGAUCCCGAGCGAGACAUCCCGACAUUCCUCCUGACAGCCGCCGCCAUCGGCAUGCUGUACAAACGAGGCGCCACCAUAUCCGCCGCAGAGGGUGGCUGCAUGGCCGAGGUCGGAGUCGCAUGUUCCAUGGCCGCCGGUGCGUUUGCCGCCUGUAUGGGUGCCAGUCCCGAGACAAUCGAACAGGCCGCCGAGAUUGGCAUCGAGCACAACUUGGGUCUUACGUGUGAUCCGAUCGGUGGGCUGGUGCAGGCUCCGUGCAUUGAGCGCAACGCCCUGGGUGCCAUCAAGGCCAUUUCGAGUGCGAACUUGGCGCUGAGUAGCAAGGCUGAUCACCGCAAGGUCCGGCUUGAUGAUGCGAUUGCCGCUAUGCGGUUAACCGCAAAAGGCAUGAGGAACGAAUUCAAGGAGACGAGUCUGAGUGGACUGGCUACGAGUGUGCCAUUCGAUGUGCCGGUCUCUGUGCCAGACUGUUGA
Zymoseptoria tritici IPO323 is the source of this 1854-nucleotide messenger RNA. RefSeq lists its product as uncharacterized. The transcript has a single exon. Gene Ontology annotation, molecular function: 4 iron, 4 sulfur cluster binding; L-serine ammonia-lyase activity. Lineage: Eukaryota; Fungi; Ascomycota; Dothideomycetes; Mycosphaerellales; Mycosphaerellaceae. The record is from RefSeq and is a predicted model, not a curated record. Gene Ontology annotation, biological process: gluconeogenesis. The annotation marks the transcript as partial.